UUUAGCAUUACUCCUCAUUUUCCAGCCAUUCUGUGUGUUCGAUCUCUUAUAUAUGAGGCAACUUGAAGUUACCUGCAUUCAUUCUCUGCAUUUGUAUAUCAAGAUCAAGUACUUAAUUCGAGGAAGCCACUUUAUAUCUCUCUGCUUGUAGUACUUGAUCUCAAGUAUCUUAUGGCUACAUUUCUUGCUUCCUCAUCUCCUUUGGCCACCCUUCAUUGCACUCCCAAUAUGAGAAGCAUCAAUUUCCAAUGCAACAGUACCCCACGGACCAUUGGCGUCCCCAUGAUUGGAGGACUGAGACUGGUGCCAAAAAUAAAAAUCACAGAGGCAGCUAGAAAAUCAUCUCGUCUUCCUAGUUGCCCCAAGACUACAAUAAUCUCAUGCUCCAUUGCUCAACCGGAAACGGUGCAAACUGUCCAAGGCAUCAUAGCAAAGCAACUCUCUAUUGAUGAAUCUACUGUUACUCCCCAAACCAAGUUUGCCGAUUUGGGUGCUGAUUCACUUGACACUGUCGAAAUCAUGAUGGCUUUGGAAGAGAAAUUUAACGUGUCGAUUGGAGAAGGGGGUGCGGAGAAUAUCUCAACAGUUCAAGAGGCUGCUGAUCUGAUUGAGAAAGUAAAGGCGGCCGCAGCUUAGUCUAAACUUAAUUCCUUCAAAUAUUAAUUCUGAUCAAGAGUCGAUCGAUGUGAUGAAUUAAGGAAAUUCUAAUUCGUUUUUGUUUUUCAUGAUUUCUCACCCUACGUUUAUCAGGUUUUCUAUGAACUUUCCUAAUUCUGUGACAAAAAGUCACAUGCAUUUAACUGAUAAUAAUAAUAAUUUCUGCUGGAAUCCCCAUGCAAAAGCAGUUCCUCGA
Molecule: messenger RNA, 853 nt
Organism: Juglans regia (Persian walnut)
Lineage: Eukaryota; Viridiplantae; Streptophyta; Magnoliopsida; Fagales; Juglandaceae
Product: acyl carrier protein-like
Exons: 4
Coding region: 172-636 (154 amino acids)
Biological process (GO): fatty acid biosynthetic process
Molecular function (GO): acyl carrier activity
Source: RefSeq, a predicted model, not a curated record